AUGAUACAAGAUAUAGAAAAUUUAUAUAGAAAUGAUGCAGCCUUAGAAGAUAGAUUAUCUUCACAAUCUACUAAACAGGUUUUUAUGAAUGUUUUUUGUGAUGAUCUUGAUGAAUUUUUGGAAUAUGAAACUCAAAUCACAGGAUCAUAUAUUAGAAAUUAAUGUUUAGUGAUAAAAAAAAAAUAAUAUUCAUUUAUAAUUCCAGAAGGAAUGACAUUAUUACAGUUAAUUUAGUAGAAUAAUAGAUUUACAAUUUGCUAAAUCGAAGUGAUAUAUAAAUAGUUAUUAGAAGCUUUAUAUCAAAUACAUAAGAAAUAUAGUUUAGGAAGAUGUUUUCAUGUCCGUAAUAUUUAUUAUCAUAAUAAUAAAAUUUAAUUGGCUGUUUUUGGAUUUUAUCCAAAUCUAUAAUUAAUACCUCCCGAAUAUUUAGAGAGAGGAGAACAGAAUCAAAGAAGAGAUUAUAGUUAGAGUAUAGAUGUUUGGUUGGUGGGUUGUAUUAUAUUUUAGUUAUUUACUGGAGAAAUAUUGAAUCGUUUUCAGACAAUUUAAGAAUAUUGUUAAUUUUAUAAUUAAAUUAAAUCAAAAAGGAUUGAGAAUAAUUGGAAAAAUCGUAUAAUGUAAAUGCUUCACCCUUAAGAGGUUUAGAGAUGUACAUUUUUUUAGAUGCAUCAUGAAAUAUUGAAUAGCAAUCAAAAAGGAAUUAAAUAAUUUUAUAAAACUACUUUUUUAUCAUAGAAUUACAUUUAUUUGAUAAAAGCUAGAGAAUAAAUUGAUGAUGAUUACAUAGAAUGGGCUGUGGUAUAUAAUAAUUUGUUAAAAAUUUUAGCCUUAAGAAUUUACAACAGAAAUGGUAAUACCAAAAAUGUUAAACCCAUUUCGAGAUAAAUAUAAUUAUCCCAAUGUUGUGAUUACACAAAGAAAUGAGAAUGUAAAUCCUUACCCAAGAAUAACUAAUUCUGGUUAUUAUUCUUCACCUAUACAACCUUCUCCUCCAAAUAAUGAUUAAUCAUAAAACUCUUCAAAUGGAUCAAAUAAUGAAAAUUUGGAAGAAAGAGUACAAUAUCCUGAAUUAAACUUUUUGACAAACAAAUGCAGAGAUUAAAAUGUAAAUGUCAAAUAUAGUUUUUUAGGAUUUCUUAUAAUAUAAAGCUAUUUGGAUUGAAUUACACUUUGAAUCCUAUAAAUGGUAUUUAAUUGGUUCUUUAAAAGAAUAUUUAGAGAGAUCUAUUUAGGAACAAUAAAACGAAGGAAUAUAGAGCCCAUUAGAAACAUUGGGUAUUUAUUGUUUAUUAAAAAUGUCAAUCAUUAUGAGAUAAGAAUUUCUAAAUCAAUGGAAUACAGGAAUUUUAAAUUUCGACAAAAAUAUAUGGUAGUAAUUUAUUAAGAAAAGUGGAUAAGCAAAAAGAUUUUAUAAUGAUGUGAGAAUGUAACUUAUAGGAGAUUAAAGUGUGAUAGAUUAAAAUUUUAUGAAUUGCAAUAAUAAUUUUUAACAUUAUAGUGAAUAUACAGUUGUAUAUGAUUAAAUAAAACAAUCAAUUACAGAAGUAAUUAUAAAAUAUUAUUAUUAAUUAGACAAUUAAUGAAUAGACAUUUAAUGAAUUUAAAUUACCAUAUAGAAUUAUUUUACGUUCUAUUUUAAUUAGAAUAGGAAAUAGUUGUUAAUAAUGCAAAGAUACAAAUAAAAAAUUAGAACUAUAUUUGCUUUAAUUAAAAAUAAUAAUUUGCAUGGCAAUUUAAUAAAUCUUUUUACCUUAAAAUAGGGAUUUUAUUUUCAGAAUUGUGAAACAAACUGUGAAUAUUACAAAUUUUGAUAAUCCAUAUUAUUUAGAAUCAAUAUUCUUUUAAUAAAAUGAAAUUAGAUUAAUGGAAUAAUAAAUUAAAAUUAUUGAAUAAGAUUAUUUUGGUAGUAAGAGAUGA
Molecule: messenger RNA, 1917 nt
Organism: Paramecium sonneborni
Lineage: Eukaryota; Ciliophora; Oligohymenophorea; Peniculida; Parameciidae
Source: the annotation of a GenBank genome assembly